AUGGCUCUCCGACUACAGACUUUUAGGCUGCUCCCCCAAGUCACCCAACUUGCACGUCCCGCGACGAUAUGCCCAGAAUGCCGUCGCGCAUUCUCAACAACGACCGUUGCACAAUCUGGGCACAAUAAAUGGUCUAAGAUCAAACAUACAAAAGGCAGGGCGGACCAAAAGAAGACCUCAGAGCGCACACUAUUCGUACAAGCCAUAACAUUGUACUCCAAAUUGUACGGCCCCGACCCGAACCUAAAUGCUUCUCUGGCCAAUGCAAUAGCAAUAGCCAAGAAGGCCAGCACACCAAAGAAUGUCAUCGACCAGGCGAUCGCACGAGGCCAGGGCCGCUCACUGUCCGGCGCAACACUCGAGACGAUGAAGUUCGAGGUGAUGAUCGGCCCCAACGCCUUCAUCCUAGACGUGGAGACCGACAACAAGCUCCGCGCGCUGCAAGACGUCGGCGGCGUGAUACGCAAGCACAAGGGCCGGACCGGCGCGACCGAGUUCUUCUUCAGCAGGCUGGGGCGGGUCGUCUUCGAGAAGCACGAGAAGGUCGGGCUGGACGAGAUCAUGGACGAGGCUAUCGAGCUCGGCGCGGAGGACCUGGAGGCGGACGACGAGGGCAACAUGAUCGUGUGGUCGCAGCCGAGCUCGACGAUGCAGAUAGCCCAGGGCGUCGCGAAGACAUUCGAUCUGAAGAUCCUGAGCUCCGAGAUCAUCUGGUCGCCCAACGAGGACACGCGGCCGACGGUCGACUCGGCCGAGGACGUGAAGACCCUAUCGGACUUCGUGGACGCCUUGUCUGAGCUGCCAGAGGUCCAGGCCAUCUAUUCCAAUGCCGCGAAGGGGCCGAGCGUGUCCGAGGACGAGUGGGCGGCCUUCGAGGACAACCUGGAUUCGUAG
Diaporthe citri is the source of this 894-nucleotide messenger RNA. RefSeq lists its product as uncharacterized. The record is from RefSeq and is a predicted model, not a curated record. Gene Ontology annotation, cellular component: mitochondrion. The coding region runs from base 1 to 894 and encodes 297 amino acids. The transcript has 2 exons. NCBI's taxonomy places the organism in Eukaryota, Fungi, Ascomycota, Sordariomycetes, Diaporthales, Diaporthaceae.